Messenger RNA from Diorhabda sublineata, 1054 nucleotides. Its product is annotated as gastrula zinc finger protein XlCGF28.1-like. Lineage: Eukaryota; Metazoa; Arthropoda; Insecta; Coleoptera; Chrysomelidae. Gene Ontology annotation, biological process: regulation of transcription by RNA polymerase II. Gene Ontology annotation, cellular component: nucleus. Gene Ontology annotation, molecular function: DNA-binding transcription factor activity, RNA polymerase II-specific; RNA polymerase II transcription regulatory region sequence-specific DNA binding. Bases 91 to 966 code for a protein of 291 amino acids. The record is from RefSeq and is a predicted model, not a curated record. The transcript has 2 exons.
GACACUGAUGUCAAAUUUCCGACAUAUGUCUAAUUUUGCUGAAAAAAACUAAUAUUUUGAAUCUAAAAACAAAUUAAAGUGAUUAAAAGUAUGGAAAAAUUAAACAUUAUCACUACAACAAGCGAUCCCAAUGAAAUAGAAGAUUUAGAUUUAAUAGUGACAAACACUUUUGAAACUGAAGAUUUUGAUGCUACUGAAGAAUUUCUUGCAAAAUGUACUUCUAUACAUGCAUGUCAAGUUUGUGAUGAAGUUUUUAGAAGGAAAAAAGAUUUGAUGUUACAUAUGAAUGAAAGUUAUGAUUGUAGAACGAAAAAAAUUUUUAGGUGUGUUGAAUGCCAACAGAUGUUCCCCACUGUAGGAGAAUUCCAAUUACAUCUAGUAUCUCAUUUUCAGGAUGAGCAAUCUAGCAAUAAGAAUGAUGGAGAGACUUCUGAUAUUGUUUGUGAGUUAUGUGGAAAAGAUUUUACUGACGCUGUGGAAAGAAAAAAACACCUUGAAUCCCAUUUCGAGAAAAAUGGUUCAAUACUCUGUCCAACUUGUGGAAAAUGUUUAUGUUCUAAAGAGAUGUAUAUGAGACACAGUCUUGUACAUAGUUACCAGAGUGGUAAAAUGCAAAAAAUGAAAAAACAGAAACAGUUUCCUUGCAAAAUAUGUAACAAAGGAUUUAGCACUGCUUCAACUUUAAGAGAUCAUCUUUAUUUGCAUACAGGAGAGAAAACUUUUGAAUGUAGUUGUUGUAAAAAAGUAUUUGCAACCAAAAGCUCUUUAAGAUGCCAUUUAAAAUUGCAGUUUAAACCUUAUACAGCAGUUAAUAUAAAAUUGGAAGAUGAAAUUGAUAAAAAAGUUAUGGAAAAAGAUUGUUCUGUUAAAAAAGAAAAAAAUCAAGACAUCAACAUUGAAAGUACAUUCAAGUCCAAGGAUGAAAUAAAUAAUCAAGUCAAAAUUGAAAGAGCUAAUAUUUCUUAGUAAAUUUCCAAUUAUUAAAAAUAUGUCUUAUACCAAUUUAAUCUGGAAUAAAUUGUUUUUACAACUUUGAGUUAAAUGAAACACACCC